CUCCAGUUUCCACCUCAACACAACAUCUCUUCAUCUGAGCAUCGCACACAGCCUGAGCCUCACAGCGUCACAGCAAUCGCAAACCAAAUCAAGCCGUGCAAAAGCCUCGAGAAGAGAGGAGGAGGAGAUGGCGGCCGCAGCGAAGGCGUCGUGGAUGGUGGCGAUGAGCGUGGGCGCCGUGGAGGCGCUCAAGGACCAGGCGGGCCUCUGCCUCUGGAACUACGCGCUGCGAUCCAUCCACCGGGCCGCCAAGGCCAACGUUCCCAGCUUCGCGCCGGCCAAGAAGCUGGCUCCGGCGGUGGCGACGGCGAGGAGGCAAGCCGACAAGGCGGAGGAGGAGGGGAUGAGGACCGUCAUGUACCUCAGCUGCUGGGGACCUAACUAGUCUCCACUGUCUCUGUUUCAGCCUUCUGCAACCGAGCUUUGGCCUUUCUGUCCAUGCGUGCCGGUUCGGUUGGCCUUUCUGAUUGUAAUAUAGUAGAUGAUGAUGAUGAAAAUUUCUGGAAUUUCACUCAAGCAAGUGAAUCCUGCUCCUGUUCUAUAUUUGCCAACUCUCAUGGAACUAGGAUCCGUUUGAGCUGAGAACAAUCUUUUCAUA
Messenger RNA from Panicum virgatum (switchgrass), 598 nucleotides. RefSeq lists its product as uncharacterized. The coding region runs from base 128 to 385 and encodes 85 amino acids. The record is from RefSeq and is a predicted model, not a curated record. NCBI's taxonomy places the organism in Eukaryota, Viridiplantae, Streptophyta, Magnoliopsida, Poales, Poaceae. The transcript has a single exon.